Solanum verrucosum is the source of this 638-nucleotide messenger RNA. RefSeq names its product rRNA-processing protein FYV7. Bases 98 to 637 code for a protein of 179 amino acids. The transcript is spliced from 3 exons. Gene Ontology annotation, cellular component: nucleus. The record is from RefSeq and is a predicted model, not a curated record. NCBI's taxonomy places the organism in Eukaryota, Viridiplantae, Streptophyta, Magnoliopsida, Solanales, Solanaceae.
GGUUCGUGGAGGGUGAAAUACGUAAAAUCUCAUCAUCGUCUUGUUCAUUCGACUCCAACUGAACAAACUAGGGUUUGAGAUCCUAAAUUUUGGCGUUAUGAAGAAGAAAAUGGUAAAGGCGGGUGAGACGGAAACGAAGAAGAAAGCAAAAUGUUUCAAGGAUAAGAGGAAGAAUAUGCAAAGAUUAGGAGGAGGAAGAGGAGGCUUAUCAUUGGAAGCAUUUGCAAACGCCAAAAUCAAGACCAACACUUACAACCCUGCCAUCAUAAAAAAGCAAAGGGAGUUCUAUAAGAACGCCAAAUAUGUAAAUAAAUAUAAGAGGAUAGUUAAGCAGCAACAAGGAGAGCCUUCUGGUUCUGGUUCUGGAAGACAACUAGAGGAUGAAGAAGGGAGAAGAAAUAAGAAGAAUAGUGCUAGAAGCCUAAGAGAAGUAUAUGAGAGAAAACGCGAGGAGGAUGACAAGGCAAGGAUGGAGACAGAGGCCACUAUUCUAGCAAGGAAAGAAGAAAGGCAGAGAGCUGAAUCUCGAAGGAAAGAACUAAGGGAGAAAAUGUUCAAGAAAACCAAAUCAGGCCAACCAGUCAUGAAGUACAGAAUAGAACAUAUUUUGGAAACACUUCAAGGAUCAAAAGUAUAAG